Messenger RNA from Acanthochromis polyacanthus (spiny chromis), 1220 nucleotides. RefSeq names its product BCL2 like 1 (gene bcl2l1). The coding region runs from base 29 to 1030 and encodes 333 amino acids. The transcript has 3 exons. Gene Ontology annotation, molecular function: protein heterodimerization activity; protein homodimerization activity. The record is from RefSeq and is a predicted model, not a curated record. Gene Ontology annotation, biological process: extrinsic apoptotic signaling pathway in absence of ligand; negative regulation of intrinsic apoptotic signaling pathway; intrinsic apoptotic signaling pathway in response to DNA damage. Gene Ontology annotation, cellular component: mitochondrial outer membrane. NCBI's taxonomy places the organism in Eukaryota, Metazoa, Chordata, Actinopteri, Pomacentridae.
AGCACACACACUCGUGAACACAAAGUGGAUGUGUGACAUUCUUGUGGAGCUUGACAGCUUUUUGUGCGCACCGAGCGACAGACGGACUGGAGACAGCGUCACGGAGCGGAGGACAGCUUCCCGGGAAUCCCGUGCUUUUGUUUCGGUUCUUGCUGGGCCUGAGCUGGUUUGUCAGCCUUGUGUAGGUUUGGUUUUCACCCCCGAGCGUCCUGUGGAUAUCAGCGGACCAUGGUGGUCUGAGCAGAGGGCAGCAGGAAGGCAGCCUGGCACAGUGUGUGUUCACUCUAACGCAGCGAGACGGACCAGAGCCACGAGGACGGAAAACACAUUGGCACGCAACAUGUCUCAGAACAGAGAACUGGUGGUUUUCUACAUAAAGUAUAAACUGUCCCAGAGAAACUAUCCCCUCAACCACAUGGUGCUGAACGAGGCUCCCAACAGGACUGAUGGGGGGGAGGCCCGGCUGGGAGAGGACCAGCGGACAGAGACACACGCCAACGGGACUUUUAACGGCACGAGUCCCGGGACCCCCCCGCCGUCCCCGCGGCGGCUGGCGUCGACGGCGACCAUGGACGCAGUGAAGGAGGCCCUCCGGGACACGGCCAACGAGUUCGAGCUGCGGUACGCCCGCGCCUUCAGCGACCUGCACAGCCAGCUGCACAUCACGCCCGCCACCGCCUACCAGAGCUUCGAGAACGUCAUGGACGAGGUGUUCCGGGACGGCGUCAACUGGGGCCGCAUCGUGGGGCUGUUCGCGUUCGGCGGGGCGCUGUGCGUCGAGUGCGUGGAAAAGGAGAUGAGCCCCCUGGUGGGCAGGAUCGUAGAGUGGAUGACCGUCUACCUGGACAACCACAUUCAGGACUGGAUCCAGGGCCAGGGAGGAUGGGAGCGUUUUGCUGAGAUCUUCGGUCAGGACGCGGCGGCCGAGAGCAGGAGGUCUCAGGAGAGCUUCAAGAAGUGGCUGCUGGUGGGGAUGACGGUGGUGACGGGGGUGGUGGUGGGGUCGCUCAUCGCCCAGAAACGCCUGUGAAGAACCAGAAGCUCCUCCUCCACGUCCACAUGAAGGUCCUGUCAGAACUCUGAUGAUGUUUACUCCUGCCAGAACAAAAACAAAACGCAGACCGUGGUCGUAUUCUCGUGUUUUUCCACCGGCAGGAGAAAGACGUUGUUCUUGUUUCCUCCAUCAGUCAGUCUGUGUUCGUUUAGCGUUCUGUUUGUUU